ACCGGAUGUUAUUUACAGAGAAGCAAGUUUUAUUUCAUUCUUGCAAGAAAACAAAUAUAUUAGUUCAUAUCUUUUUCUGUCAGUGGAUAUGUAAUUCUAUAAACCUUGUGAAAAUUUAAUUAUUAAUUUGGUAAAAGUUACUGCAUUUUCCACAAGAUUUACACAAAGUUUCAGAAUAAGAUAUGGUGGUGUUAGAGUAUUGAGACAGAUACAUGUACAUGCAUGUCAACAUGGAUGGAGAAUUGACUGUGAUCCCGGUUGACGAGGAUGGAAACCAGCUCCAGCUGUCCACGCAGGAGAUCUCCGCAGUGCAGAGUCAGGUCAGACACAUCCAGUCUCAACUACAGCUAGACGAUGCCAGCUUCACCACCGGUCAGACGGAUGUGGUAGUUCCCUCCGUAUCAAGACUGAACGCUUGGAAAACAGAUGGGUAUAACGAGGAUAACAUUGACAAAGCAGACUGCAGCAAUUGGCAGAACAUUCUGAAAGCAGACGGCAACAAUCAACAGAAUGUUCUGAAAGCAGACAGCAAUAAUCGGCAUAGCAUACUGAAAGUAGACAGCAACAAUCAUCAUAAUAUUUGGAAAACAGACGGGAAUGAUCAGUUGGAAACAGCUGCUGCCAGCACUUUUAUUUCAUCAGAUGUUACAAAAUCGGGCUGUAUCACAGGCAGAGUCCGUAGUAGAAGUGAGGUGACUUCAGAUCACAUGCGUCCAGUGGUGUUGGUUUGUAAUGUAAGAGACCGCGAGUUCGGUGGUGAUGACGAUGGUGGUGGUGAGAAGGUGAUGAUGGUGUCGGGUGUGAGGAACAUGUCGCCGGCUGGCUUCUUCCACAACUUGAGCAGUGAUGAGACCGAACCUUCCUUUCAUCUGUACAGGUGUCCGACCUGUUACAAGACUUUCACGUCAGAUGGGACCCUGGCCAAGCACAUGCAGGUUCACACCCCUGAGAGUUUUGUCUGUCUGGAGUGUGGAAAAACCUUCAACCUGAAGGGUAAUCUACAGAAACACAUGGACACCCACAGUGGGAAGAAACAGUUCAAGUGUGAGGAAUGUGGGAAGGAGUUUCUCCUGAAAGGAAACCUCAAGAAGCACCAGCUGAACCACUCAGGCCAAAAGGACUACAUUUGUCUUGUAUGUCAGAAGAAGUUUGUCCUGAAGGGCAACUUACAGAAACACCUGGCGACGCACAUCAAGCCGUUCGACUGUGAGCAGUGCAGCGAGGCGUUCUCCACCCAGGCAAGUCUGUCGAGGCACAUCAAGUCCUCGCAUGCAGAACCCUCCGUUUACGAGUGUCACUUGUGCAGGAAACAGUUUCACUACAUGCGGUACUUACGACAGCACAUGGAAACGCACCAAGAGAGCAUCGCGUAUACGUGUAGCAGUUGCGAACAGCAGUUCAAGACCUCGGCUCUGCUGAAAGCCCACAAGCGUAGGGCGCACACGGAACCCACCGAAGAAUGUGAGACAUGCGGAAAGAAAUUUUUAACAAAGCACGACCUGAAACGUCACGCCGAAAUCCACAGAGAAGACAAGCCAUUUCAGUGCGAAAUCUGUAGAAAGACGUUUGUCAGGAAAGCAGCGCUGUCAAAACAUCUUGGUUCUCACAAGGACUUCAGAUGUGACAAAUGCAGUGCUUCGUUCAACACGGAGGAAAACCUGCACCAUCACGAAUCUGUUCCGUGUGGUGACAAUGUUCUGGCUUGUCCCAUAUGUCAGCAGUCGUUCACCCGAAGGGCCAAUCUGAAACGUCACCUGCGGUACCACGGAGGCAAGCGUUCGUUCACGUGCGACAUCUGUCAAGAGAUGUUCACGCGGAAGGAGAGCAUGCAGCGCCACCUGAUGGGACACCGCGACAUCAAACCUCACGAGUGCAACUUCUGUGGGAAGCGCUUCCUGAGCGCAUGGAACCUGAAGACGCAUCGGUACACCCACACCGGAGAGUGUCCAUACAAGUGUGUGCACUGCGGAAAGGGAUUCCGCUCCACGUGGAACCGGAACAUCCACAUGACCACGCACACGGGACGCAAGGCCUACACGUGUCGGGUGUGUAUGACGCAGUUCACGACCUACACGUCACUGCGGAGACACUCUGCAAGUCACUACCCUCACCUAAACUCGCAGAACACACAGUUGAGGAACAGGAAGCGCAAGUCCACGAUGAAAAUUGUUAAUGCCUGUCAUUCCAAAAGCAGCGGUUCAGGUUCUAAGAAGACAGAUGGGAAGCAAAGGAAAUUGGGAUCUAGGAAAACAGAAUUUAGUCUUCGCCCCAUUCGUAAACCAAACAGAUGUUCGGUUUGUGACAAGGGUUUUUGGUCACCGUUAUUUCUCCAGUCACAUAUUGCAAAGCACAGAGAACAUACAUCUUCUGCAGGGAGCCAAAUUGUUGGUCGGGAAAAUAGGAAUUACGGUUCAAAUAUCGGGUUAUCAGAAAGUGGGUGCGAAGCGUCAGAAAGUUUAAUCAAACCAAUACAGUCGGAUACCGAAGGUAUUGACAUGCAAGUGUUUAACAAAGAUGUCUUCUCCCAUAACUCUUCAUUUCCAAAGCCAAAAUCAUUUGUGUGUAACAGCACAACUCAAAGCAAUAGAUCCAACCAAGAGAUGUCGAACGAUCAUGUAAUGGAUGCAGUUUCUGAAAGCUGUUGUGUACAAAGACUUACAGAUUCAUUAUUGGAAAGACAAACUGGUGUGACUCAGGAAAAUAAAAGUGAUUUGAACACUAUGGUGUGUGAUCUGGAAUCGAAAACUAAGCAGACGUCGAACUUAAUUUCUUCACACAAAAAUUAUAUUCCUUCAGAUCAUAGUGUUGGAAUAACAUCAGAAAAGAAUCUUCGGACUCAGGAAAUAUCAAAUGUAACUGAUAUUCAGUAUGCGAGUAUGAGGCUUGAACAUGUUUCCUCCUGUGAGCCAGGCUUACUCAAACAGGGGGGAAACUCUUCCCAUUUGGUUGCGGACAGAAGUAGACUGAAGAAGAAAAACAUUAGUUUUCAUGCCGAGUGCUACAUAUGCGCCAAGGAAUUUGACAACAAAAGCCAGCUAAAGAGACAUAUGAAAAUUCAUGAAACGGGUUCAUGAUCAGACUGAUUGCGUUAAUUUUAUUAUGAAAGCGGUUUUGUAUAUUAUACAGUGAAACACGUCUAAACUGGAUCGCAUUGGGGAACUAAUAUUUAUCUGAUUUAGACAUGAGUCAGUGUUUAGAGGGUUACAUUUUGAAAUUUAGAAAAUUCAGGACCAUGGAACUUGGCCGGUGUUGGUAAUAUUCCAGUUAGUUCAGUGUCUGGUUUAGACGGGUUUCCCUGCAUUAAGAAACAAUGUGUCUAUCAGGUUUAUAAAGGUGUAUUUAAGACCAAGCUUGUUUCAUAUAAAACUGGUUUGAUGGUCUGUUAAUUAAUAUCGUAACUUAUACUUGUGACAUUAAAUUGGUUACCGUGUCAAAAAA
Gigantopelta aegis is the source of this 3438-nucleotide messenger RNA. Its product is annotated as zinc finger protein 665-like. The coding region runs from base 213 to 3074 and encodes 953 amino acids. NCBI's taxonomy places the organism in Eukaryota, Metazoa, Mollusca, Gastropoda, Neomphalida, Peltospiridae. The transcript is spliced from 4 exons. Gene Ontology annotation, molecular function: RNA polymerase II transcription regulatory region sequence-specific DNA binding; DNA-binding transcription factor activity, RNA polymerase II-specific. Gene Ontology annotation, biological process: regulation of transcription by RNA polymerase II. Gene Ontology annotation, cellular component: nucleus. The record is from RefSeq and is a predicted model, not a curated record.